Syngnathus acus (greater pipefish) is the source of this 2986-nucleotide messenger RNA. It is a transcript of the gene antxr1a, whose product is annotated as ANTXR cell adhesion molecule 1a. The transcript has 18 exons. Gene Ontology annotation, molecular function: signaling receptor activity. Lineage: Eukaryota; Metazoa; Chordata; Actinopteri; Syngnathiformes; Syngnathidae. The record is from RefSeq and is a predicted model, not a curated record. The coding region runs from base 315 to 2150 and encodes 611 amino acids. Gene Ontology annotation, cellular component: membrane.
GUCAUUUGAUGAGCAAAAAGCUCAAGUGGGAGGUUGCGAAUUGAGAAGUCCUUUGCACCAUCUUUGUUGGACCCACUGAUGAAAGAUUCCACUCAAACUCAAAACGCUCACUUCUUCUUCUCCACUUUGCCCCUUAAGUUACACUUCUGCUUUGGAUGAUUUUUUUGUUUUUUGUUUUGGGAUGCUGCAGAUCACUGUGAAGGACUGACAGAGGGAUCUACAAAGAGGAACUGUCUUGGCACUUUCUUUAUUGACAUCCUGAGAAAGGUGCUCAGAUUUUCCCCUUUACCUUUGUGGGGUUUUCAGAUGGAAUAAUGCCUUCAUGUUGGAGUAGAAGAUCCUGGCUUCCAGCUUUGUUUGCUGCCACUCUGGUUGUUCCUCUUGUUCAUGCUGGAUCCGACCACGAGAGAAGGCUGGCAGGGUCGUCCUCGUGCUACGGAGGCUUUGACCUCUAUUUUGUCUUGGACAAAUCUGGGAGUGUGAUGGACCACUGGACUGAAAUCUACCAUUUUGUUGAGCACUUAGCUCAUAAAUUUAUAAGUCCACAAUUAAGAAUGUCAUUUAUCGUGUUCUCCACUGAAGGGACGAUUUUAAUGCGCCUGACAGAGGACAGAGAACGCAUCCGCAAAGGUCUGGAGGAGCUCCAGGGAGUUCAUCCAGGUGGAGACACCUUCAUGCACGAGGGCAUCCUGAGGGCCAGUGAGCAGAUAUAUCAUGGAAAUACAGAAGGUUAUCGGACCGCCAGUGUUAUCAUAGCUCUGACAGAUGGAGAGCUACAUGAGGAUCUCUUCUUCUAUGCCGAGAGAGAGGCCAAUCGCUCACGGAGUCUGGGGGCCACAGUUUACUGCGUUGGGGUGAAGGACUUCAAUGAGACUCAGCUGGCGAAGAUUGCUGACAGUAAGGACCACGUAUUCCCUGUCACCGAUGGAUUUGAAGCUUUGCAGGGAGUCAUUGAUUCUAUCCUGAAAAGAUCUUGCAUUGAGAUUCUGGCAGCUGAGCCCUCCAGUAUCUGUGCAGGAGAGUCAUUCCAGGUUGUCGUAAGAGGAAAUGGAUUCCUCCAUGCACGCAAUGUGGAAAAGGUCCUCUGCAGCUUUCGCAUUAACGACACCCUUACUAAAAUGGUGAAACCUUUGAUCGUGGAGGAUACAUAUCUUCUCUGCCAGGCUCCUGUGCUUCAGGAUGAGGGAAUGGCAGCAAAUCUUUAUGUCAGUAUGAACGAAGGGCUCAGUUUCAUCUCCAGUUCGGUCACCAUUACGACUGUCAGCUGUUCUGAUGGGACCAUUUUGGCCAUCACUCUACUCAUCCUCAUGCUGCUCCUCAUCUUGGCUCUCCUGUGGUGGUUCUGGCCCCUCUGCUGCACUGUGAUCAUCCAUGAGCCCCCGCCACCUAUUGCGGAGGAGAGUUCGGAUGAUGAAGACGAUGAUACACCAAAGAAGAAAUGGCCCACUGUAGAUGCGUCCUACUACGGAGGACGGGGAGUCGGGGGAAUCAAAAGGAUGGAGGUCCGCUGGGGUGAGAAAGGCUCCACUGAAGAAGGAGCAAAACUGGAGAAGGCCAAAAAUGCCAAAGUGAAGAUGCCUGAGCAGGAGUUUGUGCAGUGCCCCACGCGUGUUCUCAACAACGGCAUGCAAAAACCCAUUGGAGCACACAAGUGGUACUCGCCCAUCCAGAGCAAACUGGAUGCAUUGUGGGCCCUUUUAAGAAAAGCCUACAACCGCGUGUCAGUGAUGAGACCUCAUCCAGGUGAUAAGGGCAGAUGCAUGAACUUUAUUCGCAUGAAGUCGGCCUCCUCUCGCUACCCCGACUACAACCCGUCGCCCAUCUACACCCCUCCCAGCAGGAGUCCACCCGCACCGCAGGGCACCCUCCCGCCAACCCCCGGCAGCCCACCGUUCUGCACUACCCUGCCCAUCCUGCCUUUGACGCCCUCCGACGUAUGCCCCUCUCCUCCGUCCACCCCUCCCUACUACACCCCACCUCCCAAACGGGCUCUCCCACCCACCUCUCUGCACAUACCCGCCACGCCCGAGCUGCCGCCUACCCCGCCACCUCCCCUCUCGCCCUCCGUCACGCUGCCCCCGCUACCUCAAGGCCCCGCUCCGGGACGAGCCCCGCCGCCGGCCCGCCCCCCGCCACGCCCCGGCCUGUAGCUGACAAAGUGAGAACCCCAGCAAGAAUUCAAAGCGCGUGACCAUGUUUGAUUGUGUCUGCGGGAGAGUAAAGCCCAGCAGGCUGUGGCCUUGUGCAAUGGCCAACGAGGACCUGCUUUCCUUCCGCUAUUUGUCUACACUGACUUUUGUACACAUCUAGCCCAACGGAUGCUUGAAUUACUGACAUUGAAAUCACAUGAGAGCAUUCGUUCUACCGCGGAGAGCUUUAAGUGACCGCUCCCUGUCCGGCAGAGAGAUGAUGGACUCGCACAUGGGAGCGUGCUCCUGUACAAAGAUGCCUCCAACUGCAUCAUGCAGAAUUCAACAAACCCUUUAGUUAUGAUGUCAUUAACACCUGAGCAAUUCAAUGUUUGAUAGCGAUUGUCCUUAUUUAGGGUCAGGGGUGAGUUUUGGAGCCCUUCCCAAUCGACUUUGGCUGUGAAGCGGUCUAUGAGGGCUGGCUACGCAAUGGAGUGAUUGUGAUUCUGGACUAUUCAACAAGUUUCAUUGUAAGAAAGAGAGAGAGAGAAAAAAGGAUGGCCAUUUAUAGCGCAUGAAUAACUAUUCACACUCAUUUGCACCUCUGGAAAAUUUGGAGUCGAUUGAACAAUUGGAUGUCAUAAUCUUCAAAUCAGAAUGGGUGAUUCCUUUUGCCAUCCCGAACGAUCUGUGCAUGCGCUGUCGCGAUAUAAACGUGUAGGACGUCAUCGUUUACACACUUGACAAUAGAACCGUACCGCCAGAGCAAUGGGAGAACUUCUUUCAUACAAUUUGUACUUUUUGGGUUUUUUCCUUUUUUUGUAAACAAGCUUAAAUAAAAAAUGUUAUCGCUAUUA